AUGUCUGAUGCUACAUUUGCAUUCACUACCCAACUCUACAGGAAUGAAGCAAAGGCUUUACAAACACAGCUCCAGUUUAAUAGAAAUGUUCCUGCAGUUGCAGAGAACUUGGCUCUCAGAUUCUCGAACCCUCGUCCAAUUAUAAUAGAAAAACUGAAGGCAUCCAAUGAUCAGAGAAAUCUAGCUGGAAGUCAGGACCCCGAUAUAAGAAGCUCUGGCAUGUUUUCAGUGGUAUCUGAAGAGAGACUAAAAUUGGCUAUUCAGCUAGCCAAAAGGGACAUAAAACGAAGACAUCUUGAGGAGCAAGUGAAACAGCAAGUGUUCAGAGAUGCUGUCAAUAAACCAUUGUCGGCCCAGAAGUCGCAGCAGCAGAAGACUGAAAUAUUUGAAAAUCCAGAAAAUAAAAAUGCACUGAAGUCUCAAACUCACUUGAAAUAUCAGCAGAAACUUGGUCAGCCUUCCAAAGUGGAGACUGCCACCUCUGGCGCUAAAGUUUAUCUCUACACACCAAAUGAGGGAAAGCUAAUACCAGCUGUUUUGGACUCUCCACCUGCCUAUGACACAGGACCAGACCCCAAGGCAAAUGUAAACAAAAAACAAGAUAGAAAUAUGCAGGAAGUCCAACGGCUGCAAAAGGAAUUCAGGAGCUAUGUCCAGAAAAUUGAAGAACUGACUAAAAAAGGGAGACACAGAGAAAUUUUAGAUCCUGAUGAAGAGCAACGAAUUUGCACUAGGAGACAGGAACAAGCUGCACGGUCAGCUCGGAUGCUGUAUGUGCUCCAGCAACAGGUGAAAGAAAUUCAGGAUGAUUUGCAGAAACUGAGUCCUCAUAAAAUCAAACAUACUAAAAAGUCUCGAGCAGUAUCCAGAUUGGCAGCAGCACACAGAGGAGCUGUACGAGCCUUGCAGGCAUUUGCCAAUCAGUUUACAGAUCAAACAGAGCAGCAGAUUCCUACCCACUACAAGGAACUGGGAAAUCUCAUUCGACAACUGUCUCUCUGUUCUGCCAAACUAGAAAUGGAUUCUUCCAUCUCUGACAUUAUCAUAGAUAUUUUGCUGCAAGUUGAGGAUCUGGAUUCAUUGCUGGAAAAGAAACAAACUCCCAAAAAAGUGAAGAAAUGUAUUUCAUCAUCUCAGGGCAAAUCUCCAAGGAAGACUGAGACAUUUCCAGCCAGAAAGCAGCUUACAUCUCCAAAAGGAGAAAAUAAACCUCUCAUCUUAAAGGGACAGCAUGGACAAGAACCUAAAAAACCUCCAACUGCCAGGAGUCUCUUGACUGCAGUUCAGAAAACAAACAGUUGUGCUCAUAUAUUGCACAAUAAAUUCCAAGAAGAAAAUGACCUACUUACUCCAGAGAGAAAUGCCACUUUACAAAGAAGCAUAGAUGCAUUGGUGAGAGGUAGAGCUGUAAAAAAAGAUCGCAUCCUUGAAAAUGGCCCUUUGAAGAAGAAAGGCAUGUUAUUACCUGCAAAAUCAGAGGGAAUGCCAAAAUCUCUAAAAUCAAGACAGGUACAGCCACAAGGAAAGCAUGCUCGAUUUCAAGAGGCAACUAUAGCUUUCCAGCUAAAAGAGAACAAACGACUUGUGAAGGAGAGCAGAAUACCCUGUGUGCCUCCAAACCCUACAUCUCCACCUGUUUCACCUAAUCGACUAGCAUGUCUUGAAGCAGAAGCUUCAAGAAGAGUGAAGGUACUAACUGACCUGAGCAGAGGAGAAAUGAAAAAAAUACAAAAGUUAAGGUCACACAGUGCUUCUCCAACCCAGAAUACAGACAAAGUUGAGAAGGCAGUACCGGAGUGCUUAAAACCUCUAUUAGAUAGGACACAGGAGGUUGCAGCAAAUGCAGAUGUUCUGAGUGAAAAGCUAUUGGAUGAUCUUCUGGAAGGCACUGAUCAGGAACUGUGGAGUAUGGAGCAGCAUGAGAGACUCCAGACCGAGGCUCUGCCUAUGGCUGACAUUCAUGGUCUGGAGUCAAUGUUGCAAAGAAUGGAAGAAAUUGAAAGAUACCAGGAGGUUGUACGCAGGAGAUUCACCCAGAUAGUGUACAGUGAUUCAGAGUUCUGGGCCCAGGAAGACAAAACCAAACAACAAAUUACAUCAAUACCUAAAAGACCUACAUCUCCUCAUCCAAUUCAGAUAACCAAAUUAAUCGGACGCACAGAGCCAGAAAUGGACAUUUUAUUUGAAAAACUUUUUGAUGGCAAUGAUAUUGAUGAAAACAAAGAAGCGGAGGAGAAAUUGCAGACUGGAAAUGACAUUCUGCAACCCUUAACGAAUUCUCUACAGAAAGAGUGCUGUGUGUCUCUCUCUGUGCCAAAGCAUAUGCUCCAGAGCAUCUUGGAUUAUAACAGCAGAUACGAGCAUCACUUAAAGCUUAUUUCCCAUGAGGCGGUAGGCAGUUUCAAUCCAUGGCAGAUUGCUCAGAGUCUUGCAGAGCAACUAACCGAAGAAGCCCUAUGUGAUGUGGCAGCAGAGCUGCAGGAUGUCUGUGAAGAUUAUGCAGAAGCUGUGUUCACAUCAGAGUUUUUGCAGCCAGCGCAGUAA
This is a messenger RNA of Cariama cristata (Red-legged seriema), 2544 nucleotides long. RefSeq names its product KIAA0753 ortholog. Gene Ontology annotation, biological process: centriole replication; protein localization to centrosome. Gene Ontology annotation, cellular component: centriolar satellite. The coding region runs from base 1 to 2544 and encodes 847 amino acids. The transcript has 15 exons. The record is from RefSeq and is a predicted model, not a curated record. NCBI's taxonomy places the organism in Eukaryota, Metazoa, Chordata, Aves, Cariamiformes, Cariamidae.